Gopherus evgoodei (Goodes thornscrub tortoise) is the source of this 1818-nucleotide messenger RNA. RefSeq lists its product as uncharacterized. The transcript is spliced from 2 exons. The coding region runs from base 806 to 1708 and encodes 300 amino acids. The record is from RefSeq and is a predicted model, not a curated record. NCBI's taxonomy places the organism in Eukaryota, Metazoa, Chordata, Testudines, Testudinidae.
UAAGGUUAAUACACGGAACGAUGCAGUUAAAAUAUCAGCGUCCAGAUAUUUUGGUCCAUCCCCUGUAACAAGUUCAGAACAGGAAUGAGUGUCGCUUGUGACCCGACCCCAGCCGAAGCCGAUCACUUGGGCAAACCCAGCGGGGUCUGCGGGCUCCUGGGCAGAGGGGCUGCGUUCAUGUACCGUAAAUACAGCCUGGGCCUGAAGCUUUCCCCCUCCCCGGCUCCCUGUCCCGGGAAAGCUCGUUCACCCCCGUCAGCCGGGCUCUGGUCCCGCCGUUCAGGGCCUUUGGCUCUCAAACUUUUGAGGGGCUGCGGUUUGUGGGGAAUUUGAAAGCCCACGGGGGGUCGUUUUCCAGAUCAGAUCAAAACUGGAUUAGGAAAAAAGCCAGAUCUCCUGUGAAUGGAAAAUCGCAGGGGAGCCAGAUGGAGCUGGAGUCUGGGACAUCCCCCCCCGGGAAAGGGGGCAGGGCCCCCUGGGCAGGUGGCGAUGAGGAGAAGACACAGAUCACAAGGGGGAGAGGAUGGACAGACCAGAACCAGCUGCCUCCUGCCCCCCCCCCCCAUCUCUGGCUCCAGAGGAAGAAAUGAAACUGAAACUAACAGGAGACGUGGCGGGGGGGCGGGAAUUUUAAUUCAUCCUGCAGCAGAGCCAGAGCCAGAGAACCAAGUUGUGCUGAGAGAACAGCAGACACUGGAAGUGCUGGGGGCUCAGGCCGUGGCCAGGCCAUGCUGAGUUGGUCGUCCAGACACUGAGUUGCAUUGACCCCUCACCCAGCCAGCUGUGGGGCAGGGACUGGAGGUCCAUGGCUCAUCCACUGACCAUCAGCUACAGCUGGGCCAUUAACUGGCUCCUCCGGUGGCCCCUGGACUGGGUCAGGAGGCAGAUGGGCCACCUGUUGCGAAAGUGUCUCAUGGUGGCCUUGGCCAUGAUGCUGGUCUCCAUCGUCCUUUGCAUCCUUGCUCCCAUGCUGCACCAGGAGACGCUGGGCAUCUCCCUCCCGAGCGCCGGGGACCCCACGGCUCUGAUGAUCCGUCCGCCGAACCUCCCCAAGGGUAUCCUCACCCUCCUCCGGGACGCCCUGCUCCACAUCGCUGCCCUGCUGUCCUUCCGGGAGCCUCUGACCAUCGCCAACCUCCUGAAGCACCGGGACCGGCUGCAGGGCCUGGACGAGGCGAGCAGCGAGCUCUGGGCCUGUCUCGAUCGGGCCGUGGAGGAGUUCAGCAAGGAGCCACCAGCGGUCCAGGCAAACGCCCGGCUGAGCAUCCAGUGUGCGGGGCGAGCACUGGAGUUCCUCUCCGGCCAGGGGGACUGCGAGAUCUCGGUCUAUCUCCUCCGCCACCGCGUCCGGUACAGCGUGGAGGUGCGGACGGCCGAGCUGUACCUGGCCAGGUUGGCCGUGCGCCCGGAGCCGCUGAGCGUGGACGAGCUGCUGAUGGUGCGGCACCGGCUCCAGGCGUGGGGGGCGCUGACCGAGGAGCUCAGAGGCUGCCUGGAUUUCGCGGUGCAGAAAUUCACGGAGGAGCCGUUCUGCGUCCAAGACGACGCCAGGAUGGUGGUGGACUGCGCUGGGCAGGCACUAAGGUUCUCCGCGGGGGCUGGGGGGAACCAGAUCAACGUCUACGACGACCGGGACGGCCGCGUCCACUACCGCAUCCGGGCAUCGGGGCUGUGGGCCCGCACCGUGCGGUUCCUCAACGGCAACUAGCCCCACCACGCCCUGAACAUCGGCCCCCUGUGGUGAAGGCCAGGGCCGGCUCUGGCUUUUUUGUCACCCCAAGCAAAAAAAAAGGGGAGGAGGGGGCUGCCGGAGUGGCA